AUGCAUUUACGAUCAACAAAAUUACGAUGGCAAGUUGAACUUGAAUUCGUACAGUGCCAGCAUCCCAAUUAUUUAAACUUUUUAGCUCAACGCGGUUACUAGGAUCAAGCAUUUAUCAAUUAUCUUAAAUACCUGCAGUAUUGAAAGAACCGAGUAUGCCAAAUAUCUAUAUUCCGAUGUUUGUAUUUCUUGAUUACUAUUAAUGAACACUUUCGGCGUGAGAUGUCAUCUGCAAUGUUGCAAUUCAUCGAUGAUCAAGCUAUAUUGCAGUGGCAACAUUAUACUCGUAAGCUGAUUAAAAUUAAUAGUGUCAAUGAUGGGCAAAUGAAUGCUGCUGAUCUGGCAGCAAUGGAUGCACAGCAGCAGCAGCAACAAAAGCAGCAAAAUCAACAGAAUCAACAACAGCAACGCGGGACAAAAACCGGAGCUGCUCACGCGCAUGUAGGCUUGCAAAAGCUUGUGAAUAAUGUGCAACAACAACAGCAAAAUCCGACAUUUUAUUUUAUUUAG
This is a messenger RNA of Bactrocera oleae (olive fruit fly), 510 nucleotides long. NCBI's taxonomy places the organism in Eukaryota, Metazoa, Arthropoda, Insecta, Diptera, Tephritidae. The record is from RefSeq and is a predicted model, not a curated record.